Messenger RNA from Bipolaris sorokiniana ND90Pr, 2124 nucleotides. RefSeq lists its product as uncharacterized. The coding region runs from base 1 to 2124 and encodes 707 amino acids. Lineage: Eukaryota; Fungi; Ascomycota; Dothideomycetes; Pleosporales; Pleosporaceae. The record is from RefSeq and is a predicted model, not a curated record. Gene Ontology annotation, molecular function: DNA binding; zinc ion binding. The transcript has 2 exons. Gene Ontology annotation, biological process: DNA-templated transcription.
AUGGAUGCUGCUACCCUUAACCGAGGCAUCUCAGAAAUCUAUCAUGAAACAGCCAAUCCACCACAAGCUCUGUCGAAUUUCUUCGAGCAGAUCAUGGUUACUCAAUCAGAUUUUCUUGCGACUGACUACUUGCAUCCGUCCGCUGGUCUUACCGCAUGGCUACCUGAAACUGACUGGCUAGGAGAAGUGGACCUCUUUGGGGCUGAUUUCAUGCCAGCCAUAGACGAGACAUUCAACUCGCCAUCAUUGAAUACCGGUCGCGUUGGCACGACAACUACACCAGGUGGCACUGUUGUCAAUGAUGCUCGAGCGACCAACAGUGGCGACGCAGUGCGUCGACGACAUGCUGUAUUCAAGCAGUCACCAUGGUUUUGGGUACCAGAGCGCAACCAGAACGCUUUCAGUGAGCAAGAAGGUAUCACACUCGACGAGAGGCAAGUGGAUCUUGCUCUCUCCCCCCAUCAACCUCACGCAUCUAACGUCGUCAUUCCUGGUCGAUUGUCACAACAAAGUCGUGAUCAAAUACUCCAGCUUGUUCUCAAGACUGCUCCUAGUCAAGUAACAAUAUCAUCUUUCCCAUCGGCAGACUGUCUUGACAAGCUUAUCAAAGUUGGUAUAGCCAAACGAACUGAAGGAGACGCUUGGAUACAUCCCUACACGUUCCACUCCGAUACUGCUAGACCAGAAUUCCUGACAGCACUGGUCGUAGCAGGUUGCAUAUGCUUCGGCAUACCGUCAGUAAAUAAGACUGGACUUGUUCUUCAAGAGAUUGUCCGAGUUUCUCUCAGGGAGCUUGCCGAGCGAGAUAACGGAGUCAUGCGUGAAUUACAGUACCUGCAAGCUUGCAUGCUCUGGUUGGACAUAGGCGCAUUCUGCGGCUUUCGGCGUAAGAUGGAAUUAGCUGAAAGCUCCUUGCAGGUACUUGUCACGUCAUUACGCCGUGCAGGCAGGUUUGACGAUGUUCGAUAUUCUAACAUCGUACUGACGUCAGAAGAUGACGCAGAAGAGCUGAGCAGAAAGUGGUAUCAAUGGGUUGAGCUCGAAUCUUUUAAAAGAUUGGUUUAUCAUCUUUUCGAACACGACAUAUAUAUGACGAUGGUAAACCACCGACAGCCAUUGCUUUCCUAUGCGGAGCUUACACUUCCACUACCCGCUUCAGAAUCAUUGUGGCUUGCACCAUCCGCUGAAAUUUGGAAGGCGCGUAUGAUGAAUAUGCAACUUGCUAGCUCACGUCCCUCUAUGCGAUCGAUUCUCCAGGAACCAGGGUCCGUGUCUUGUCUACACGCUGGUUUCGACACGCAUAUUGCGCACUCAGCGUAUAUCCAUGGACUAGCAUCGCAAGUGUGGGAGCACUGCCAACAAGCAGUACUUCUCCAUGACAUGAGUGACGCUUCUUCUCAACUAUGGUCCCGAUCUCGCCAACAAAAGUUACAAGAAUGUUUACGAGACACCAACAUCGUUCUCGAUAGCUCAACCGCCUUGACAUGUGUUUUCCAGCAAUUCUUGCAGAUGUAUCUAUUUGCGGACUUGGACACUAUUACUCGGUUCGCUGGGCGAUGUGGUGAGGAAGCCGCACAUCGCGCAUAUAUCGCGCUGCAACCGUGGUGUAAAUCUCGGGAAGCUCGCACAGCAAUCGCACAUGCAGGCCAAGUUCUACAAGCUGCGCGCGCGAUCCCUCCAUAUCAGAAUCGAGGCCAGGACUCAUUCAUAAUAUACCACUCGAUUAUGGUCCUGUGGACGUAUAGCAUGAUAACAAGCGAUUGCGCCCGCAAGACAGGGUUCAAUACUCCUACCCAAGUUGAAGUAGCAGCGAUACCCGAUGGGCCAACGCUCGUGUUUCUAGAUGAUGCGCGCUGUUCUAACCAGUCUGCUUUGAAUGCCUUUAUCAUGAUGAACACUGGGAUACCUUGUCUCCGAAUAUCAGACGGUGAUGCUGGUGCGCAGUCCGAAGUUCAAGACACUGCCAAGUCAGACACAUGCGAUCUCAGAUAUCCGUGGCAGGUUAUGAAAGCAGGUGUGGCGCUUCUUGAUGCAACGCAUCCUGAUGUAGAUAGGGAAACUGGGCCGCCGCUGAUUCGGGCUCUUUGUGGAUUGAUGGAAGAGCUAGGUGGAUUGCAAUCAUAG